Messenger RNA from Molossus molossus (Pallas's mastiff bat), 584 nucleotides. It is a transcript of the gene MRPS18C, whose product is annotated as mitochondrial ribosomal protein S18C. Gene Ontology annotation, biological process: mitochondrial translation. The transcript is spliced from 6 exons. The record is from RefSeq and is a predicted model, not a curated record. Gene Ontology annotation, molecular function: small ribosomal subunit rRNA binding; structural constituent of ribosome. Bases 113 to 541 code for a protein of 142 amino acids. Lineage: Eukaryota; Metazoa; Chordata; Mammalia; Chiroptera; Molossidae. Gene Ontology annotation, cellular component: mitochondrial small ribosomal subunit; ribosome.
AGCCCCCGGCGUUCGCUCGCGGAACCUUUGACGGGAGUCCUCGGGCCAACCCGGGCAGAGCACCGGAAAGGACGACGUAGAAAGAGGAAAGGAGGAGAAGGACCGAGGAACCAUGGCUUGUGUCAUUGCUGUUUGCAGUGGUCUGGGGAGGAAGAAGUUAACGCACUUCAUAACUGCUGCUGCCAGCCUCCGAAAUCCAGGAACUCGAGCGGUGCUGUGGAGAAGUUGUUCACAGUAUAAACAGGUGACCAGCAAUGAGGAUCUGCCUAUCCCAAUGGAAAAUCCUUAUAAGGAGCCUCUUAAAAAAUGUAUCUUGUGUGGAAAAUGUGUAGACUAUAAGAAUGUACAGCUUUUGUCCCAGUUUAUUUCUCCAUUUACUGGAUGCAUUCAUGGAAGGCACAUAACAGGUCUUUGUGGGAAGAAACAGAAAGAAGUCACAAAAGCAAUUAAGAGAGCUCAAAUAAUGGGGUUUAUGCCAGUUACAUACAAGGAUCCUGCAUACCUCAAAGACCCUAAAGUUUGUAACAUUAAAUAUCGGUAGUAAAUUAUAUAAAGUUAUCAUCAAUAAAGUAUUUUAAAAUUAA